AUGGAACAAAAUUCAGAGGAAGAAAUUGUAUCUGACAAGAGAGAAAAGUUACAGGAAGACCCUAUACCGCCCCCAGAUCCCCCACCACUUCCGGUUUCCAGAGUAAUCGUCGAACCACCCUUCUCCGUAACAGGUGUUGAUUUCACAGGGGCACUUUACAUUAAAGAAAAGCAAGUUCAGCAGAAGGUAUACAUAUGUCUAUUCACGUGUGCCAAAACCCGUGCUGUUCAUCUAGAAAUAGUUCCAGACCUUACAGAAGAAUCAUUUAUGUUAGCCUUCAGACGAUUCAUCAGCAAACGAUCAUUACCAAGACUGAUGAUAUCUGAUAAUGGUACCACUUUUCAUGCAGCAGCCAAUCAAAUCCGGCGACUCUAUAAUUCGCAAAAUCUUCAUACUGCCCUUACACAAAGAGGAACACACUGGCAGUUUAUUCCAAAAAGAGCACCUUGGUAUGGUGGAAUGUGGGAGCGACUAAUUGGUGUAAUGAAAACAGCGAUUAAGAAAGUUCUCGGCAAAGCUUCCAUUAAUUUGCAAACGCUGCAGACGAUAGUUACCGAAGUAGAGGCAAUGAUGAACGAUCGACCAAUUACCUACGUUUCAUCUGCUAGAGAUGAUCCAGAGCCUCUCACCCCUUCACACUUACUACAUGGACGCAGACUGACAACUCUACCAUUCUACGAUACUGUGGUAACCAACGAUACUCCCGGUUACCACAGCAAAGGUGACGAUGUUCGACAACGUGCUAAACGACGUGAGGAGUUAAUUAAUCACUAUUGGCACCGCUGGAAACACGAGUAUCUGACGUCAUUAAGAGAAUACCAACGGUCGAGUGUACCACAAACCAGACUAUUCAGGUUGGUGACGUUGUUAUUGUCCAAGACGACUUUACACCCAGGCUACAGUGGAGCCUUGCGGUAG
Molecule: messenger RNA, 918 nt
Organism: Ruditapes philippinarum (Manila clam)
Lineage: Eukaryota; Metazoa; Mollusca; Bivalvia; Venerida; Veneridae
Exons: 2
Coding region: 1-918 (305 amino acids)
Biological process (GO): DNA integration
Molecular function (GO): nucleic acid binding
Source: RefSeq, a predicted model, not a curated record